AUGGCAAACAUACAUCGUGUAAAGCAGUUUUUUAAAUCUUGGUGGCGUCUAUUGAUAAUAGCACUCACUCCGCUUAUUUUACUUCCACUUCCAAUAGUUGUGAAUUCGAUCCAAGCAAAAUGUGCCUAUGUUGUUCUUCUACUUACAAUAUACUGGGUGUUCGAAGUAAUGCCCUAUGCAGUAACUUCUUUGCUUCCUCUUGCAUUUUUUCCUAUGGCUGGCGUUAUAUCUGGUGACGAGAUCGGCCAUAAUUAUUUCAAAGAUAUUUCAACUCUAUUUCUUGGCAGUAUGAUUUUGGCUCAUGCAAUGGAACAUGUCCAGUUACAUCGUCGACUAGCAUUAUUCGUACUGAAAAUUGUUGGUUCAUCAGUGAAAUGGAGUAUGGCUGGUCUAAUGAUUGUCACUGCUUUUUUGAGUAUGUGGAUCAAUAAUUCAGCUGCGACAAGUAUCAUGAUACCGGCUGCAAUCGCCAUUAUAGAUGAAUUUAAAAGUUAUGACCAACAACACCAUCAAACAAAUCAAAGCCAACGAGAACCCGAAGAAAUAUUAUCCCUAUAUCAUCAUCAUCAUUUUUCAGCUCUGCUUCCGAUGCAAAUAAUUGGUAGCAGCGAUGAUGACGAACCACUAUUAGCUCAGGAAAGUUGCGAUGAAAGGGCAAUAGAACUUUCUCCACCCAUUGAUCAUCGAUCUUCCAGCUCAGCAAGGGAAUUUCCUCUUACAAAACAGCAAAUUGACUAUAAACAACUAAAAACUGGUUUUCUUAUAUCAGUAGCUUAUAGCGCCGCUGUAGGUGGCAUGGGUACACUUGUUGGAACUGGUCCAAAUAUCUUCGUCAAAGGAUUCACUGAUCAAUACGUCACAGAUGGAACCGCAGCUCUACUUAUUGGCUCAUUGCCACUUAUUUUACCCAAUAAGAAUCCACUUAAAAAAAAUUGGGACUAUAAUCCAAUUCUUGAAUGGAGUCAUCUCUCAAAAGUAUUUCCAUGGGGUGUUUUUAUGUUGCAAGGUGCUGGUUUAGCUAUCGCUGACGGAUUUAAGAAAUCGGAUUUAUCGAGCACAAUAGCUACCUUUCUUCAAUUCAUCGUUGGAACAUCUAGAACAGUCACAAUUCUUAUCGUUAUUAUCGUUAGUGCUAUUUUGACUGAAUUCACAAGCAAUCUUGCUUGUGCUAGCAUACUUUUUCCUAUUCUCGAUGGCAUGGCAAAAUCAACUAAAAUCCAUCCCGCGUACCUGAUCAUGUCGUCGUGCAUGGGAGUUUCACUCUCAUUAAUGUUACCAAUUGCUACACCACCGAAUGCCAUGAUAUUUGCAAGUGGUGAUGUUAGAAUUCGUGAUUUGAUCAGGGCUGGCGUUGGGUUUAAAAUUAUUGGCAUUCUUGUGAUUUUCCUUGCAUCAGUGACUGUAUUAGCGCCUAUAUUUCGUAUUCACUAA
Molecule: messenger RNA, 1431 nt
Organism: Rotaria socialis
Lineage: Eukaryota; Metazoa; Rotifera; Eurotatoria; Philodinida; Philodinidae
Source: the annotation of a GenBank genome assembly